AUCGAUAUAAAAUGUGAAUCACUUUUAUUCAUUUUAACUGACGAUUACAAUAAUACAACGAUAAUUACAAUGUCAAGUGAUAUAAUACCGGUUAAUACUACUAUUAAUAAAUUAGUAGAUAAUCAAAACCAACAUGCAUUUGGUGAUAUAGGUGAUGAUGGUUGUAUACAUAAUAAACUAACAAAUGAUUCUAUUUGUAUGAUAACAUCAAAUUAUAAAGAUUUUGUUGAAAAUAUAGAUACUACUAUAAGUAAUGAUAACACUAAUGAAAUCCCUAGUAACAAACAUUUUGAUAAAAAUCAAUUAACAGAGAAUCAAAUGAGUAAAGUAAUUCCCAUUAAAGACUAUGAUAAAUCAAUAAUGGAUACAAAUAGUUAUUAUUCAACAUCAUUUAUACAAUUACAUUCUGAUAAUAAUUCAUUUAGUGAUGAUAAUAUUCAUAUAUGUUUAAAUCAAUCAUCAAAUUCAUCAUUGUUACAUACUACUGAUAUAAUGAAUAAUAAUACAAUGAUUUGUAAACUUAUUAGAAAGAAAAAACAUUUAGUUAUAAAAGAACAAGAAAUAUCUACAACAAUAGACAAAUCAAAUGGAAUAUCUUGUAUAAGUAAUGUAAAUCCUAAUGUUUUAUCAGUGUCUAGAGGUUAUCCAGAAAACAAUUUAAUCAUUACUACAGCCUCAUCAGCAACAUCAAUAAAAUCAGCAACAAUAACAGAUUUAAAAAUAAAUAACGAAAUUUCAACCAUCUUAAGUCAACAAUCAUCGGAUGAUGAUGAUAAUGCACAUGACAUUUCUAGUUGUGAUUAUCGUAAUGAUGUAGGUAUUUAUCACAAAAAUGUCGAUGGAUACAUUGAUGAUGUUGUUAGUUCUGAUACUGAUCAAGUAAAUUCAAGUUGUAAUGAUAACACUUCACUUAAACAACAAAAUCUUGACAGUUUUUUCGAAAACAACACAAAAUUACAAGAAUCUUGUUUAGCAACAACAACAACAAUAACAGUAUCAGUAACUACAUCACCAGUCUCCUCACUAUCAUUUAAUGUCAGUCAAUCAAAUAGUCUUCAGUCAAAUCAACAUCAACAACAGAAACAAAUACAUCAUGAUCAUAGAAUUCCCGUCUCUUCAUCAUGUCCAACUGAUUCUUCUUACUUAUUAAGUCAAUGCCCAAGUACAUAUGCUAAGAGAAAACUGGUUACUACUACUACUACUUCUAAUAAUAAUAAUAAUAAUAAUAAUAAUAAUAAUAAUAAUAAUUCUACAGUACACGAUCAUAAGAUCAAUAGAAAUGAUAUAAACUAUCAUUUACAUUCACCAACUUCAAUGAGCAACAAUCUAAAAAAUCAUUGUUUAACAACUACUGAAAACAAUAUAAGUAGUUAUAAUGAUAACAAUAAUGAUAAGUAUUCAACAAAUAACUCAUAUGAUAUCAACAUAACAGUCAAUAACUAUAGUAAUAGUAAUGAUGAAACCAAUUUAAUCAUCAAUUAUCUACCACCAUAUAUGUCACAAGAAGAAGUGAGAGUACUGUUUUCUACUUGUGGUCAAAUUGAAAGUUGUAAAUUAAUACGUGAUAAAUUAACUGGUGAAAGUCUUGGUUAUGCAUUUGUCAAAUAUUCACAAUCAAAUGAAGCACAAAAAGCAAUACAUAAACUAAAUGGUUUAUCAUUACAAAAUAAAACUAUUAAAGUAUCAUUAGCAAGACCUAAUUGUGAAUCCAUUAAAGGUGCCAAUUUAUAUAUUAGUGGUUUACCUAAAACAAUGAAACAAAAUGAAUUAGAACAAUUAUUUAGUCAAUAUGGUCGUAUUAUAACAGCACGUAUAUUAUAUGAUAAUAAGACAGGUAUAUCACGUGGUGUAGCUUUUAUACGUUUUAAUCAUCGUUAUGAAGCUGAAUUAGCAAUACAACAAUUAAAUGGUCAACAAUUACCAUCUAAAUAUUCAAAUGAUCUAUUGAAUAAACCGAUUACUGUGAAAUUUGCUAAUCCACCAAAUUCAAUAAAAUUUGAUCAUCUUAGUCUUUUAUUAUUAAAACAAGCAGCUCAAUUAAAAACUGUUGCAAAAUCUGCUGCUACGCCAUCAUCAUCAUCAUCAUCAUUAUCACGAAAUACUAAUUCAGCAGUUAUUGAUACAGAAUUAUUAAAUCAAUUACAACAACAACGAAUAGCUACAGUAUCAAAUCGAUUAAAAUAUUCUAUGACAUCAUCUAGUUCCACUGAAACAGAUAUACUUUCGACAAUGGUUAGUAGUAUAGGUAUGAACAAUUCAAUAUUAGCACCGACAAUUAUAGCAAGUACUGGUGGAUUAACACCAAAUGGUUGGUGUAUAUUUGUAUAUAAUUUAUCUCCAGAAAUAGAAGAAUCUAAUUUAUGGCAAUUAUUUGGUCCAUUUGGUGCUGUACAAUCAAUUAAAAUAAUAUAUGAUACAACUAAUAAUAAAUGUAAAGGUUUUGCUUUUGUUACAAUGAGUAAUUAUGAAGAAGCUGUAUUAGCUAUUCAUUCAUUAAAUGGAUAUAUAUUAGAUAAUAGAAUUUUACAAGUAUCAUUUAAAAUAACCAAUAAUAAAUCAAGAUCAUUUCCGUUGUAUACAUUAUCACCAUCAUCAUCAUCAUCAUCAUUGCCAUCAUCACCAUCGAGUCAAUCAAAUUCUUUACCUUUUGAUUUAUCGACCAUACAACAAACAUUAUCAAAUAAACAAGAUCAUUUUAAUUCAAAGAAAAUAGUUUGCAUCAAAAAUUCACUGAACAGUGAUACAUCAGUUGGAAGCAAUUAUGAAAAACAACAAACACAACCUCAACAAUAUAAAUCACAAUUAUAUCAUCAAAAUAAUAAUAAAAAAUUGUCCACAGAUUUAAAUGAUCAUACUUCUUUCAAGCCAGUUGUUACAGAUACACAAGAUAAAUCUGUAUCCAUUACAAAUUCAUCUAUCCAAUUAUUAACAAAUCGUUCUAACAAAACAAACAACAGUAACAGAAAACAUUUUAAAACAGUAUUCGAUGGUAAAACAUCAAUAGAAUCAUUUGAUUCAUUUAUAGUGGAAAGGCCAGUUAAAUCAACAUAUUUACAUUUGGUAAAUAAUUCAAAAAGACAAACAAAUAAGUUGAGGAAUUCACAAAAGAAAAGACGGUGACAAUAAAAAGACAGUGAACCGAAUAAACAAUCCGCAGCAGUAAUCAACUGUAGACUAUAAUAGACAAAAGAUUUCAUACCUUUACUUUUAAGUGUUCAUUUUAUUCUUAGAAAACUUAGUUCAUUUUUUUUUACUUUGAUUUCAUUUGAACUUAUUGUAUUUAGGUUAAAUCCAUUGUUUAGUUCGAAUGAUCAAUUUGUAUUUCUGUUAGUCUAUUCACCUUAUGUUUAGUUCAUGUUAAACACUCUUUUUUGCUGAAGUAUAGUUAAGUGAUGGAAAUUGGUAAAUUUAGCAAUAUGAACUGAUGAACUAACUUUUGUGAUGUUGUAAUGAAUCUGCUAAAGCAACGAAAUAUAUUACUUUAUUGGUUUUGUGAAAACUGAAAUGUUUUCUUUAACUUCUCUAAAUCUCAGAUAUGGAAGAAAAUUUCAGUCAUAAAGUUGCCAUUUC
Molecule: messenger RNA, 3570 nt
Organism: Schistosoma rodhaini
Lineage: Eukaryota; Metazoa; Platyhelminthes; Trematoda; Strigeidida; Schistosomatidae
Source: the annotation of a GenBank genome assembly